UUGGUUUCGUUUGCUGCUGGUUUUCUAGUCUCUCGUUUUAGGAACUAUCUUCUCCAGUCCCCAUUGAGGCCUCUCACAGGAGCUCGUGUUUUCCGACUUUCAUGUCAAAUUGCAUGUACACUGAACGUCAUAGAGAAUAUGUUUCUACUCGGCUUGACUGCGAUUUCUUCAGUGGAGAAUCACGACCUUCACAAAUUUUGCUUUAUUGGGUUUGCUGUGUCAGCUAUAUUGUACAUGUUGUUAAGCACGUGGCUAUUCCAUUAUUCAGGACGUAGAAGGGCCACAAAUUUGGGUGAGCGUUCAUACGAGUACAAAAUCCUGGCAUGCGCCGGCUCAAUCAUCUCCAUGAUAUUGUCUAUGUAUCUUUACUGGAGACACAACGCUUACUGUGAGCCAGGAGUCUAUACGAUGUUUGCGUUGGCUGAGUACUGCGUUGUACUCUGCAAUAUUGCUUUUCAUUCGACGCUAUAUUACGAUUUCCAUGGAAAGAGUGUAAUUUUGUCGUCUACAAUCGGAAGUGGGAACCGGCGGAUACAGCCUGCUCCCAACUGUCAUCGAAAAGGAUACGUAGAGACAAAAAUCAGAUGGAAAUGGUCGGUGUUCUGCACUCCACCAGGAAGGAUUUCUGUAGUUUCGUGUGUCAACUACUAUACCAUUUAG
Molecule: messenger RNA, 660 nt
Organism: Cooperia oncophora
Lineage: Eukaryota; Metazoa; Nematoda; Chromadorea; Rhabditida; Trichostrongylidae
Source: the annotation of a GenBank genome assembly